This is a messenger RNA of Arabidopsis thaliana (thale cress), 1989 nucleotides long. Its product is annotated as alpha/beta-Hydrolases superfamily protein. Lineage: Eukaryota; Viridiplantae; Streptophyta; Magnoliopsida; Brassicales; Brassicaceae. Bases 122 to 1714 code for a protein of 530 amino acids. The transcript is spliced from 14 exons. The record is from RefSeq and is marked reviewed.
AAUUAAUUAAUAAUAAACAAGUUCGUCAAAAAAAUCUUCACCCGCCACUGAACCAUGAAGAAGAAGAUCCUUCUCUAAUUCCUAUCGCCGGAUCUGCAAAAACAAAUCACAAAUCAAAUCAAUGGAAGAAGAAGAUCUGAUUCUAUCUCCAUCUCCAUACGAUCUUCUCUUUCAAGCUCUAACUCUCAUCCCGAUUCGUCACUACCUCAUCGCUCUCUUCGUUCUCUGUACCAUCUUCUUCUACAAUUUCGUCGAAUUUCACUUCCUUGGAGAUGCGAUUCUUCGUUAUUUCAGAUGUCGCGUCAAUCUCAUUUACAAUCCAGAUUCUCCUCUUUAUCACGGUGUUGUUUCUCGGUGUCAGAUUCUUCACGGCCGAUAUGUGGCGACGCCAUGGUUAGCGAGCCCUCAUAUUCAGACUUGUUUCUUGAAUUUCCAUGGAUUGCCUCCAGUUUUCACCUAUACAAGACAGCUAUUUCUUACUUCUGAUGGUGGAACGAUUGCAUUAGAUUGGCUUACGAAUUCUGAUGUUCUUGAUGGUUCUCUUCACAAUAAGAGUGAAAUUACAAAAGAAGAUACAACGCCUAUAGCUGUUGUUAUUCCAGGGUUAACUAGUGAUUCUUCAUCUGCAUAUUUAAAGCAUCUUGCUUACGACACUGCAAAAACAGGUUGGAAUGUUGUUAUUAGCAACCAUAGAGGAUUGGGAGGAGUUUCUGUUACUUCAGAUUGCUUCUAUAAUGCUGGAUGGACAGAUGAUAUAAGGGUAGUUCUUGAUUAUCUUCAACACAAAUACCCGAGGGCUCCUCUCUUUGCUAUUGGCACUAGCAUUGGAGCAAAUGUUCUGGUAAAAUACCUUGGGGAAGAGGGUGAAAAGACUCCUCUGAGAGGUGCUGUUGCUAUCUGCUCUCCAUGGGACCUCUUGAUUGGUGACAGGUUUAUCUGUCGGACUUUGAAACAAAAGCUCUAUGACAAAGCUCUCACCAUCGGACUCCAAGGUUAUGCCCAAUUGCAUGAACCUCAGUUUUUACGGCUUGCUAAUUGGGAAGGCAUCAAAAAGUCACGUUCCAUCCGAGAUUUUGACAACCAUGCUACCUGUCUAGUUGGAAAAUUCGAGACUGUGGAUACGUAUUACCGAAAAUCGAGCAGCACUCAAUACGUAGGAAAUGUGGCGGUGCCACUACUCUGUAUAAGUGCUCUAGAUGAUCCAUUAUGCACAAAGGAAGCUAUUCCCUGGGACGAAUGCAGGGCCAACAAAAACAUUGUCUUGGCUACAACAAAUCACGGGGGACAUCUAGCGUUCUUCGAAGGAUUAACUGGAUCUAGCUUAUGGUGGGUUCGAGCCACCAACGAGUUUCUUGGCGUCCUUAGCUGCAGUCCUUAUAUGCAUAUACAGAAAAUUGUAGAUAAAAGAAGCUCAGGGUCAGGGAAACAAGAGCCAUCGAUAAACCAAGGCCCGUACCUAAACAUUGCAGAAGACGGGUUGGUGGCAGCAGUCAAAUAUGAGCAAGACACCAAUAAGACCACACUGAAGCAGAGAGGGCGAAAGCCUGAGGAAGAUGUAACAAAGAAAAGCUUUAAAGAGCUGUGUAGGCAGACAAAACAGUCGGUAUGGUGGCUUGGUUACAUAGGCAUGGUUACAAGUUUCCCUUUACUUGGGAUGCUCCUAAACUACAUCUUCCGUAAGAAGCAACGACCCACAACAACAUCCACAUCCUGAAGUUGCUUUCUUUCUCAACAUCUCCAUUCACUCAUUCUUCUAUCUGUUAACCUAUUAUCGAUUAUUGAGAAUGUUAAUAAUCAUCUAAUUUUUUUUUAUCAUAAGCAUAGUAAUUAUGUAGAGUUUUCAUGAAGGAAAGGAGUGGAAUCGCUCAAACUCAUUUUUUGUCUUAUUAUUUCGGAGAAUCCUUUCAUUAAAACUGACUUCGAUCGAAGAUCAAAUCAUUUGGUUUGAGUAUAAGUUUAGAUGUUCCUGGAAAAUCAUAUUACUCUGAA